Molecule: messenger RNA, 2254 nt
Organism: Menidia menidia (Atlantic silverside)
Lineage: Eukaryota; Metazoa; Chordata; Actinopteri; Atheriniformes; Atherinopsidae
Source: the annotation of a GenBank genome assembly
CUCAGUGAUCUCCUGCUCCAGCUUCUGCUGAAGCUCUUUGACUCCCCUCACUGCAGUUUGCUGCUGGGAUCUGACCUGCUGCUCCACAUCAGAGCGUCUGUUCUGGAUGAGACGGAUCAGCUCAGUGAACAUCUUCUCACUGUCCUUCACUGUUUUGUCAGCAGACUGAUCGAUGGCCUCCACCUCCUGCUGGAGCAGAUCCACAUCUUGCUUGAUCUCCUGCUCCAGCUUCUGCUGAAGCUCUUUGACUCCCCUCACUGCAGUUUGCUGCUGGGAUCUGACCUGCUGCUCCACAUCAGAGCGUCUGUUCUGGAUGAGACGGAUCAGCUCAGCGAACGUCUUCUCACUGUCCUCCACUGUUUUGUCAGCAGACUGAUCGAUGGCCUCCACCUCCUUCUGGAGCAGAUCCACUUCUCUCUUUUUGUCCUGGAUUCUCUGCUGGAUUUGUUGCCGCCUCCCCUCCAGCUCUCUCUGCCUCUCAAUGGGCGUGAACAGCAAGCUGUAACAUGACGCUGCUGACACUCCUUGUUUCCUGGUUCAGGUGAGAUCGUUUCUGUUCAGAGAAACAGGAACUAUUCAGACGUUACUGUGAAGAGGAGAAAUGGCGCAGCAGGGAAAUCAGCUGGACCGACAGAAAUUCUGCUGUUCGAUCUGUUUGGAUCUCCUGAAGGAUCCGGUGACUAUUCCCUGUGGACACAGCUACUGCAUGAAUUGUAUUAAAGCCCACUUUGAUGUGGAGGAUCAGAAGGGAAUUCACAGCUGCCCUCAAUGCAGGAAAAUCUUCACACCGAGGCCUGUCCUGCAGAAAAACACCAUGUUAGCAGACUUAUUAGAAGACCUGAAGAAGACUGGACUCCAAGCUGCUCCUGCUGAUCACUGCUAUGCUGGACCUGAAGAUGUGGCCUGUGAUGUCUGCUCUGGGAGAAAACUGAGAGCCAGAAAGUCCUGUUUGGUCUGUGUGGCCUCUUAUUGUAAGAAACACCUUCAGCCUCAUUAUGAAUCACCUCCAUUUAAGAAGCACAAGCUGGUGGAGCCCUCCAAGAAGCUCCAGGAGAACAUCUGCUCUUUCCACGAUGAGGUGAAGAUGCUGUUCUGCCGCACUGAUCAGAAGUCCAUCUGUUCUCUCUGCUCUGUGGAGGAGCAUAAAGGCCACCACACGGUGUCAGCGGCAGCAGAAAGGACUGAGAGGCAGAGAGAGCUGGAGGGGAGGUGGCAACAAAUCCAGCAGAGACUCCAGGACUUACAGAAAGAUGUGAAGCUGCUCCAGCAGGAGGUGGAGGCCAUCGAUCAGUCUGCUGACAAAACAGUGGAGGACAGUAAGAAGAUGUUCACUGAGCUGAUCCGUCUCAUCCAGAACAGACGCUCUGAUGUGGAGCAGCAGGUCAGAUCCCAGCAGCAAACUGCAGUGAGGGGAGUCAAAGAGCUUCAGCAGAAGCUGCAGCAGGAGAUCACUGAGCUGCAGAGGAAAGACGCUGAGCUGCAGCAGCUCUCACACACAGAGGAUCACAUCCAGUUUCUGGCCAGCUGCCCCUCACUGCCAGCACUCAGGGAGUCCACACACUCCUCCAGCAUCAGGGUGCGUCCUCUGAGAUACUUUAAGGAUGUGACAGCAGCUGUGUCAGAGCUCACAGACAAACUGCAGCACAUCCUGACACAGGACUGGACUAAAGUCUCACUGGCAGCCGCUCAGCCGGAUGUUUUACUGACAUCAGAACCAGAGAGCAGAGCCGACUUCUUAAAAUGUUCAUGUGACAUCACACUGGAUCCAAACACAGCACGCAGUUACCUGUUACUGUCAGAGGGGAACAGGAAGGUGACCCGGACUGAUCAACUUCAGCCUUAUCCUGAUCAUCCAGACAGAUUCACUUACUGGCGUCAGGUCCUGAGCAGAGAGAGUCUGACUGGACGUUGUUACUGGGAGGUGGAGUGGAGAGGGAGAGUUAGUGUAGCAGUCGCAUACAAGAACAUCAGCAGAACAGGUUUUGGGGAUGAAUGUGUAUUUGGAUGUAAUGACAAAUCUUGGUCAUUAGUUUGUGAUAAAAACGGUUUUAAAUUUUUGUUCAAUGACAUAGUAAGCUCCAUCUCAGCUCCUCCUUCCUCCAGAGUAGGAGUGUACCUGGAUCCCAGAGCAGGUAUUCUGUCCUUCUACAGCGUCUCUGAAACCAGGACUCUCCUCCACAGAGUCCAGUCCACCUUCACUCAGCCUCUCUAUGCGGGACUUCGUCUUUAUCCAGGAUCUUCAGCAGAGUUCUGU